GAGGAGUUUGACUUGUGGGUUGUGCAUGAUGGCCGCGAAUGGAGCUGUGUUGCUGGGUUUGGUAGAGGAAUUCGUAUCGGGCCAGCAGGACAGCAAGGCUGCUGAGACUGCAACAGGAGUGAAAACCGGACUGUUUACCAUAUUGGAACUGGUGGAGGCCUUGGGCUGGAGCCUGACAAGCUGCGAGCCCCGGGUUCGGGCGCGGGGGGUGCAGCUGCUCUCGUGGGUGCUGCAGGAGUGCUGCGGCAGCCUCUCGGAGAAGGAGGCUGAAGUCCUGACAGUCUUUUACGAAAACAGACUGAAAGAUCAUUAUGUCAUAACGCCGCACGUGUUACAAGGCAUUAAAGCGCUGACUCAGAGCCCUGCACUGCCCCCUGGUCUGGCUGUGUCCAUCCUGAAGUCUCUCUUCCAGGACAUCCAUGUACAGUCCCUGAUGCAGGCGGAGCGCUCCUGUGUCUACAGCAUCCUGUUGAACCUGAUGGAGUCGCGAGAGGAAGGUGAAGGUCCAUCGGGGGGGAGGCAGAGGAUGAGCAGCGGCGAGGAGCUGAAGAAGUUAGGUGCAGACUUUGUCUUCGGUUUUGUUCAAGCAAUUGAUGGUGAGAAAGACCCCCGCAACCUCCUUCUGGCCUUUCAGAUCGCAAGGAACAUCCUGCACAGGGGCUACGAGCUGGGGCUGUUUGCAGAGGAGCUGUUUGAAGUGACUUCCUGCUAUUUUCCAAUAGACUUCAGCCCACCCCCUAAUGACCCUCACGGAGUCACCCGCGAGCAGCUGGUCCUGGCGCUCAGGGAGGUGCUGUCCGGCACGCCGAGCUUUGCAGAGUUUCUGCUGCCGCUGCUCAUCGAGAAGCUGGACUCGGACGUGCAGAGUGCCAAGCUGGACUCCCUGCAGACACUGACUGCCUGCACCUCGGUUUAUGGGCACCGUGAGUUGAAGGACUUCCUACCAGGCCUCUGGUCUUCCCUGCGCAGAGAGGUAUUCCAGACCGCUAGCGAGAAAGUGGAGAGCGCGGGGCUGUCUGCUCUUCACAGCCUCACGGCCUGUCUCUCCCACUCCAUCCUGGACUCCGACUCGGAGGACUCCCUGCACGGCUUCCUCGACCUCAUUCUUAAAGACUGCCAGCACCACCUGUGCGAGCCAGACAUGAAGCUGGUGUGGCCCAGUGCCAAACUCUUGCAAGCGGCAGCCAGCGCCUCUUACAGGGCAAGCUACAAAAUUACAGCGGUCGUCAUGCCUUUAUUGCUGGAGCAGUACAACAGUCACACGCAGAAUGCUCAGCGGCGCACCCUGCUGGAGGUAUUGCAAGGAUUCACCCAACGAGCCCAGGGCAGCUCCCCAGAGGAGGGGGACGAGAGCGUGCUGUCAGGCUUCCGCCAGCCCCUGUGCAGCCUGGUGUUCUCCGCCCUGACGGAGUCCAGUCCAGCCCUCCAGGCCACUGCCUCCCGUGUGCUGACGGCCCUGGGCUUGCAGCCAGGCUUGCUUUCGGAGUCGGAUAUCCAGCUGGCCGCUGAUCACCUUACCAGGCUGAUCCUUAGGGAAGAGGACCAGCAGAGCUGUUCAGCUGCAAUGGAGUCUGCGGGCUCCCUGGCUGCUCUGUACCCUGCUGCCUUCGCCGCCAGGAUGGUCCCUCAGCUGAAGGAGGAGAUCUUCUCAGAGCCAACGGAGGAUCGGUCAGCUGGGAGAUCCCAGCAGGCCGUGCGACAGCGUGGGAUGAAGGCGUUGGCAGCCAUUUCGUCUCGGCAUAGCCUCAUCCAGGAGAGCGUGCCGGUAUUGCUGCAGGUCCUCUGCUCCGCCCACGCAGGCAGCGGCUCUUUCUGUGCGGAGGAGGUCGUGUCUGCUUGUCAGAGCCUGCAGCAGAUCGUUGAGCAGUCCCAGGACUCGGAGGAGACCAGCCGCUUCUUCCACCACACUGUCAUCCCUCAGCUGCUGGGGCUGGCGGUCCAGGCAGCGCUGCGCGGCGGAGAUUCCACGACCCCCCGCAGCUGCCUGACGGAGGAGAGGGUGCUCUCCGCGAUGGCGCCGGUGGUCAGCCAAGCCUGCAGCCGCCUGCACUCAGAGCUGGCUGCCCGCACUGCCUCGAUGGCCGUGUCCUUCUUCCUGGACGGAGACUUGACUUUCCUGCCCGAGAACAACUUCCCCAAGCACCUGCAGCUGUUGAAUAAGCAGCCCGACGGCUGGCUGCAGUCCCAGCUGGUCUGCCUGCUGAUGGCCUGUGUCUGCUCUCUGCCCAGGAGUGUGGAGGUUCCCCAGAUUGACAGACUUCUGAGCCAACUGGAGGAGCUGAGCUGUACCUGUACCCACCCCUUUUCCUACACCUCCGCAGCAAAGUGCUUUGCUGGACUGGUUAACAAGCAUCCUGCAGGAGAGCAUCUGGACCUGUUGCUGCAGAAGCUGGUGAAGAGGAUUGAUUCUGAGCUGGACCGCGCCUCCUCUCCCUUCCGAGUUCAGACCUUCACUCUGCUGCUCUGGGUGGCCAAGGCCCUUCUGCUCCGAUACCACCCUCUCUCGACAACUUUGACCGACAAGCUGCUGUCCCUGCUGACGGACUCGGAGCUGGGCCCCCGGGCGGCUGAUGGCUUCUCUCUGCUGAUGACGGACUCCGUGGACGUGCUGAGCCGCGCCUGUCACGCCCACGUGCACAUCAUGUACCGCCAGAGAUUCUUCACCGAGAACUCGCCCAAGCUUGUCCAGGGAUUCAACUCCUCACCCAAAGAGACGAAGUCCUGCUACCUGAAGGCCUUGUCCCACAUGGUGACCAGCCUGCCCAGACAGGUGCAGCUCAGCGAGCUUCCCACGCUCUUGCCCCUCCUCCUGGAGGCUCUCUCUUGCCCCGACCGGGGGGUGCAGCUGUCCACACUGUCCUGCCUACACCCGCUGCUCCUAGACCUGCCCCAGGCCCUGACCCUGCACCUGGACACUCUGGUCUCCCGCCUGCGGGCCCUCACCACCAGCUCCGCCAUGAACGUCCGGAUCUCAGCUCUGCGCUGCCUGCACGCCCUGACCCGGCUCCCGGACCACCUGGUGCUGCCGUUCCGACUGGGGGUUCUGCGUGCCCUGGCCGUGCCCCUGGAUGACAAGAAGAGGCUGGUGAGGAGAGAGGCGGUGCUGGCACGAGGAGAGUGGUUCCUGCUGGGAAGCCCGGGGAGGUGAGCCAGCCCCUCCGAGUGGGAGAGGGAGUCCGUGGGAGCACCUGGACUGGCCCCACAUGGCCGAAACUCCACACUCGGAACACAGGGGCCCGGCACCACCACAGCCUUUAACCUUUUAUAGAACAAUGGUAUUCAGAAGUAUUGUCUGCCCUGCUAAGUGCAAAAAGUAAGGAGUCUUUAUUGAGAACCAGGGUAUGCUGGCCAAGAUAGGGGCCCAGUUACACACACACACCCCUGCCCCCAGGGUGGGGGCAAUUGUGAUCUAACAUUUCACCACCCUAACCAGUGAGCAUGCAGACUGUGAUGUACAGUGUUAGUGAGUGACAGAUGACAUCAGUGGACUCAUUUGUGUUCAUAUUAAACCCUCAUCAGUGUGCCUUCAGUUCUGACUGCUAACAAAGUAGGACAUGGGACAAGUAUUUAAGAUUGCAGCAUGUGUGUUCAUUUCUAUGUAGAAAAUGCCUUACCGCGUAUAUUUAGGGCCAGGUUUAUUUUAUAGUACCCCUUAAUAAUUAUAUAUUAUAAAUGCUAUUUAAUGUUUACGUAAAUCAAAACUAUCUGAAAGCCAAAAUUACAAAUCUGGAUUACAUUUCUUCUCUCUGUAGAAUGUCCAUGUGUUCCUGCACUCAUUAAUUCAGCUGUUAAUGAGUCUGUGCUCCAGGUUCUCUAGCAGUAUACUUGAACUAAGCCUAACUUCACAAUCUCACAGAUGUUCAGCCAAGGAUGUUAACUUUAUAAAUAAAUGUAUCUAUAACUUAAAAUGA
Molecule: messenger RNA, 3911 nt
Organism: Lepisosteus oculatus (spotted gar)
Lineage: Eukaryota; Metazoa; Chordata; Actinopteri; Semionotiformes; Lepisosteidae
Gene: mms19
Product: MMS19 homolog, cytosolic iron-sulfur assembly component
Biological process (GO): iron-sulfur cluster assembly
Cellular component (GO): cytosolic [4Fe-4S] assembly targeting complex; MMXD complex
Source: RefSeq, a predicted model, not a curated record